This is a messenger RNA of Aplosporella prunicola CBS 121167, 1665 nucleotides long. RefSeq lists its product as uncharacterized. The coding region runs from base 1 to 1665 and encodes 554 amino acids. NCBI's taxonomy places the organism in Eukaryota, Fungi, Ascomycota, Dothideomycetes, Botryosphaeriales, Aplosporellaceae. Gene Ontology annotation, molecular function: protein binding; guanyl-nucleotide exchange factor activity. The transcript has a single exon. Gene Ontology annotation, cellular component: cytoplasm. The record is from RefSeq and is a predicted model, not a curated record.
AUGGAAGAACCAUUACUUGUUUCUCUUGUUACCCUCCCGCUCGAUGUACUGUUGCCGAUACUAUCUUACCUUGAUUUGUCAAGCUUCUUGUCAUUAUGCAGAACAUGCAAAGCAUUUCAAACCCCUGAAAUCAGCUUCGACUCUGGAUAUUGGCGCAGAAUAACAUGCACGACUUUCCCUGGUCCUAAUCAGCCCCUCAUCCAGGGGGAUGGAAGGCGCUGGCACGCCCUAUUCCAGCGAAUGCUUGCCCAAAGUCAUGCAUUCUCCUGGGGCAACAACAACAAUGGAUGCCUUGGUUAUAAGACGAGGUUUCCCAGCUCAUGUCAUGUACCGCAGCCACACACCCGGAACUCGGAAAGAUCGUGGCCUGAUCGGAUGGAACAUACCGGCAAGCUUAGAAGUAUUGCAGAUGUGCAAUGCGGUGAUUUGUCGACUAUUCUUCUUACUUCGAAAGGCGUACUGUACUCCGUCGGACGCCUAAGCCCUUUGAAAUAUGGUGCUGGAGGGAGCAUAGAGCCAAGGUCGCUCAGUUUUCCUUUCAUGUCCCUGACCAGUGCGCCCUCUGCUUUGUCUAUUCGAGAGUUUUCUGUACAUGGAUGCCAUGUCCUCGGACGUGCGGACAGUGGCAGAAUAUGGUACUGGACGGACAUGAACUUUCCCGCAGAGCAUAUCCAGUUUACAAACAUCAAGAUCGAAGAAUUCGGCGACUCAUCCGCGGAUGCAGAGACAAAUUUCUUACUACGUGGCCGCAUACGCCAAGUUGUAGCUGGAAAGAACGUACGAUCUGCCUAUGUCACGAACGUCGGGAUCGUACUAUGGCAGACUGCAGAACGUGGCACCAGUGGCACGGUUUCGCAGCAUAUUGUUGUCCCCAAAACUGGCUACCAGCGCCAAAACGGCAAUGACUCUUCAGAAGCCAGUGAUGAGGGCCGGUCCCUCGGUAGGGACGUCGGAGAAGUUGUCAAUUACAUCGUCUUGGAGCACUUUAUUGUGUUUGUUACAGACAUUGGCAGCUUUUUUGCAACAAGAUUUCUCGACGCCUCUGAUUUUUCUGUGGAAGACAUUGUCGAGCUCAGAGAACUUCGCCAUGACACGCAUUGCAAAAGUAGUCGGGUGGAUAUUCAAGGCUCUUACACGUCGUUCGCAGCCCUCCGGGGUGGCGAAGUUAUCACAGCGGACGAGAAUUAUCUGGAAGAUUGCUGGAGUAAUCGGACCAUCCCAGAAACCAACUUCAAAUCUGGCAUAAAGCGAGUUCCGGCCCUCCAACAUUCUGGCGUCACCCGCAUCGCAUUUGGUCGGUACCAUUUCCACGCCCUUCAUCGCGACGGCCGUAUCAAAUCUUACGGUAUGGAACUACAUGACAGCGGUUCCGUCGGGUCAGGCCGCGAAGGCCGCCCUCAAAGCCGUAGAAAGGAAUUCAAGUACCCCGAAGAACUUUUUGGUAAUACGCUACUGGCUCCAUGUGCUUCAGCCCCACAUGCUUACGCACGCAAAUGUGCUGUAUGGGUAGAACAAGACGAGACGGGCUGGGAUGAAUCUUUGGACUUGCGAGUUUGCGAUGAGGAAGGUCUCAGCGCUUACCAUGCGCUAACUAUCGCGGCAGGGGCCGAACACUGCGCGGCGCUAGUACUAGUUAAUAAGUCGGCGAGAGAGGUCGAGGCAUAG